CAUUGAUUUAGGAUCACAUUUUUAAUUUCCUUUUUAUGCUUAGCCUCUUACGUUGAUUUAUAUAUUAGGGUUUCUUAUUUGGGAACCUCGUUGAUAUUUGCCAAGGUUUUGGUGCUGCGAUUGCUGUCAAUGCUAACAUUAUUGUGCAUUGUUGCUUCAUUGAAGCUUUAAAUUUCUGAUAAGUUGAACCCUUUAGCGUUUCUGGGUUCUGCCAUUUUGUCACCUAUGUCGCAUGCUUGUAACUUACUUAGCGUUUGAUGCCUGGCCGCAUAGAUGGUAUUUAUGAUGGGUUUUUGGAUACCUUUGCUAUUCAUGGAUUUUUCUUUAUGUGCAAGGUUUCAGUUUUUUUUUCCUGUUCUGUUCUAUUCACGGCCUUUUCCCCAGUAGCUUCUUUCUCAUCCCUCAGAGCUGGCUUACUCGCCCGUAGUCAUUGUAUACAACUGAUUUAAAUGAAUGGGUACCAGAAAUGAGGUAUUAAUUGGACAGCGGAUCAAAGUAUGGUCCGCCUUUGAUAGCUGUUUCUAUUCAGGCACCGUGGAAGACUUUAACCCACAAAACAACACUCACAAGAUUACAUGUGAUAGUGGGGAAGUUGAAAUAUUAUGCUUGGACAGUGAGAGCUGGGAGACGAUAAGUAACUGUUCUUUGAUGGAGAGGUCUGGUCUCAAUAGUGUCAAAAACACAGUUGAUAAGUUAAGAAGUGAUGCCAGGCAAGAGUCUAAGACAAAAUAAAAUAUAGAGGAUAGUAAGGUUCCUUGCAGAGGGAAUUUAUCUGUUGCAUUUAUUAUCUAUUUUCCUUUUCUUUUUCUCCCUUGUAACUCUUGCCUGUUCUUUACAUGUGUCGGUCAUUAAAGGGCUUUUGUGAUAUUUUAAAUUUAUAGAAACGUUAUUUAAUUUUAUGAUUCAGAGAAGAAAAGAAAAGAGAGAUCCAAAAAUUCAUCAUCAGUAUCAGAAGUUAUGAAUAUAGAUGAAGAUGCUGUUGCAAGAAGAACACGGAGUAGGAAAGUAUGAAGUGGAAUCGGAAGGUGUAGUUAUUGAGGAAAGAGCAAAUGAAAUGGAAAUUGAAGACUUGAAAGGCAAGCUGCAAGUGAUGAAACAUUUUGGACAAGAUGAUGCAGCUGUACAGAAGAAGAUGGAAGAGAUGAAUAAUGAGUUGCAAGAGAAGAUUGAUGAUCUGCAAGAUCUGGAGUCAACAAAUAAAGCUCUUAUAUACAAAGAGCGUCAAAGCAAUGAUGAGCUACAUGAAGCAAGGAAAGUGCUAAUUCAGGGUUUGCCAGGAUUGUUGGGUAAUCGCACUAAUAUUGGAUUAAAGAGAAUGGGAGAGCUUGAUCCGAAGGCUUUUCAUGACACUUGUAAGUCGCGAUUUCCUCCUGAUGAAGCGGAAAUUCGGGCCACUACUCUAUGCUCAUCAUGGCAGGAGAACCUGAAGAAUCCAGAUUGGCAUCCAAUUUUCAGGAAAGCUAACAAAUCUAAAGCUGGAAUAGGGUGAAGAGAUUUAUAAUGCAGUGGUAACAGCUUUGAAAGAACUCUUAACUUAGUGUCCGUUUGUUUACAUGUAAAAGGUUUUACGGAAAAUAUUUUCUGCAUUUUCUUGUAUUUGUUUCACAGAAAAUAGAUUGGUCAACAGAAAAUGAGCCUUUUUCUUUGUAAAAUGACUUACCAUUUUGAAAAUAGUAAAGUUAUUUUCUGGAAAA
Gossypium raimondii (Peruvian cotton) is the source of this 1694-nucleotide messenger RNA. RefSeq names its product factor of DNA methylation 1. The transcript is spliced from 7 exons. Gene Ontology annotation, biological process: gene silencing by siRNA-directed DNA methylation. The record is from RefSeq and is a predicted model, not a curated record. Bases 968 to 1489 code for a protein of 173 amino acids. NCBI's taxonomy places the organism in Eukaryota, Viridiplantae, Streptophyta, Magnoliopsida, Malvales, Malvaceae.